This is a messenger RNA of Cordyceps militaris CM01, 846 nucleotides long. RefSeq lists its product as uncharacterized. The transcript is spliced from 4 exons. The coding region runs from base 1 to 846 and encodes 281 amino acids. Lineage: Eukaryota; Fungi; Ascomycota; Sordariomycetes; Hypocreales; Cordycipitaceae. The record is from RefSeq and is a predicted model, not a curated record.
AUGAGGCGCGUCCAAAUGCAGGGCGACACGCGCCGGGCCGCCACCCCCCAAGGAGGCCAAAAAGGGGUGUUGGUCGUACCUGCUCCGGCUCCAGCCGCCCCCGACGUAACCCCAGAUGCAGAACAAAGGCAUGCUAUUCACGCAAACAAGCUCGUCAUGAGACCACCGCAGACAGCGAAUAGCACCCGGCGCGAACACCUUUUCCGUCUCCCCCAGGACCAAAGACCCGUUAUCUCAAAGACCAAAGACAGCAUGGGACUGCCGCUACAUGGGUUUGUGAAGGAGGCCGAGCCGGGACCGAGUGAGCGAUGCAGGCGUGCGUGCCGGUACGAGUUCUUUCGUCGACUCAGCGACAGCAUGUCGGAGGAGAUUGGCCGAUGCCUGACCACCAACACCCCUUUGCCGGCGCAUCUUGCAGUGUACGCGUCGGUGCUUCGCAUCGACGACUACCUCGUGCACGCCAUGAUUGCCUUUGAAGGGGCGGGCAUCGCAGAAAAGAGCCCCCGGCUGCAGGCAUUCAUCUGGCGCAGCCUCGACACGAUGAAGAACGCGGCCGCCGUCAAGCGGUGCCUGGCGGCGCCGCUCGCCACGCAGCUCGCGGAAGAGGCGUACGCCAACAUGGUCCAUCCCGCACCAGGGGACCACACCGUCUAUCCGCUCUUUCAGCUGGAGACGGUGGCGUCGGAGGACCAGCCGCCGCUGGCGGACGGGGAGGGGGAGCUCUGGCCGUCGACGCCGGCCUGGCACGUGCAACGGCACUGGCGGGCCAUGCCCAACUCGCGAGGCAGGGCGGCGCUGCGCGAUCGGCUGAUUCAGCUGGGAUAUCUGAAGCCUGAGUAUGGAUAG